Puntigrus tetrazona (Sumatra barb) is the source of this 1686-nucleotide messenger RNA. RefSeq names its product transmembrane protein 244 (gene tmem244). The transcript has 7 exons. Lineage: Eukaryota; Metazoa; Chordata; Actinopteri; Cypriniformes; Cyprinidae. Bases 698 to 1222 code for a protein of 174 amino acids. The record is from RefSeq and is a predicted model, not a curated record.
AUUCAUGAACCGGGUUAACUGUUUGUUAGUGCACUCCUCUCAGGCUUUCUGUCCAAACUAGGACUCUAGCUUUAGGAUGGAAAUGCAUUUGUGAUCUGGUUUUGGUUUUAGUUUUAAUUUGGCCUCUCACAAUGACUCAGUCGUAAAGAAUUUAUGUUGCAAAUUGAGUUCAAAGGCCAAAGAGAUGGAUUUUCAAGGCAGUGGUGAGGUUUUCGUUACGGCCCCGUCACACUGAACUCUGUCCGUGGAUCUGCAUGCAGGCAGCGUUAGGGCACCUCUAUAUAUUAAAGUCUUCUAUAAAAUGUAUUGUAGGAUCGUAGAAGAUCACUGUUAUCGCUGACAUUUGAAGCCAGACGAGUCACUUAACAUCUUAUGAAGAAGCUACGAGUUUGUAAGAAUAUAUCCAUUAUUGACGUGUUUUAUGUUAUAUAUCUUAUAUCUGUGCAGAUUCAGACCUGAACACUUUCACCGGAGGAAGAGUGGUUACGGAUUACAGCCUGGACUUGUUUCUUCUCCAGAUCUUAACUGAUGGACUGUGGAUUAUUGUGAUGUUUGUAUCACCUGUUUGGACUCUCAUUCUGACGGCACCCAUUCGCUGCAGAGCAUCUAUUACUGACACAUUUCUGACCAUGACAGAUGCGCAGACCGAGCCCUGUGCUACCUGCGAGAGCGCCGAUCAGAGAAUCGCUGGCCAUUCAUGUUGUUGGACUACUGCUGCCGGUGCUGUGGGACCACGCUGAUCAAACGCCAUGGACAACUGCCCAUCAACAGCAAGCUGCACGACACCUGGGCUGUUCUUCAGAACCUGUUGAUGUGUAUGGUGUGCUUCUAUUCUCUCUACUACAUUGUGGUCAGUCUCUGCAUCGGUAUUCUCAGGGUGGAAGAGGUGGACAGCUUAUUAGCUCCUUUUGACUACACGACUCAACCGUCAUGGCAAAGUCCCAAGUAUUUGGUGAGCGUGAUCUCCACAGAGGUGACGUAUGUUCUGGGUGGUCUGAUAUUCGCCUGGAUCGUGGAGGAGUGGGUGUGGGACUACGCCAUCACCGUCACACUGCUGCACGUGGCUCUGACCGGAGCAGUGAUGGCUGAUUUUCCCUCGACAGAGCACUGGUGGAUUGCUCUCGGCUCUGGGUUAGUGAUGAUGAUUUUUGGCGGGCAGCUCCUGGCUUACAGACUCUUCAGAAGUAACUUCGUGCAUCCGGCAGAUCUUCAGAACUUCUGACUCGCUGUGGAACAUGUGCACGGAUGGCUUUUCUCAGUUUUGUAUUUCUUUUUUUACGUCGUGGGUAUAGUUCGAGGUAGUUUUGUUAUUCCUGCACACUAUGUUGUUGUGAAACUGUCUGCUCAUGCUGGUAAACUAAACCAUGUUAACCGUGUUACUUCAGUGGCCUUUUGGGACGUCCUACGGUGAAAUCUCACAAGAGUCGCAAAUAUAAUAGUCAGUGCUUACAUGCAAAUUUACUUUUGCUUCACUUACUGUAUACAGCAAUGUCUUAUAUGUGUUCAAUUAUUGGAAUUGGAUGGUUUUGGGGCGUCUAAACCUGAAACACUAUUAUUCUGACCCAUUUAGACUCAUUUUGUUGACAUAUAAGCUGAAACCUGUAGUCUUUGACACGAGCUGAUGUGGCUUCAUUUACAUUAGGAACCAUUAGGAGCUCAGAACCUACAAGCCAUUAUCAAAAUGAA